This is a messenger RNA of Fraxinus pennsylvanica, 3492 nucleotides long. NCBI's taxonomy places the organism in Eukaryota, Viridiplantae, Streptophyta, Magnoliopsida, Lamiales, Oleaceae. The record is from the annotation of a GenBank genome assembly.
AUGACGAGCAAUGUGGAAAAGGAGAAUAAAAAAGCCAAAAUUCAUGGAUUGAUCGAUUUGGUAUUUUCUUGGUCUCCAAAUGAUGUGAUGAACAAGUAUCUUUACAGGAAUCAGGUUGAGAGAAUUCCUGAGACAUUCUCCUCACCACGGAACUACUUCAAGUCAUUUAUCUAUCCACUUAUUGAAGAAACACAUGCUGAUCUACAUUCGAAAUUUACAUCUGUGUAUCAUGCACCUGUGAGGGAAAUAUUUUAUGUGGAAGAAAGAAGAGAUUUCAGGCCUCCAAAGAAUUUGUUUUAUACCAUGUGGUUGAAAAGAUUCAAGUCAGACAGUGAGCAAGACGGUCAUGAAAUAUAUGAACCUGAGGUUGGAGAUUUAAUUGCUUUGACAGAUGUAAAACCCGAAUGUAUUGACGACUUGGACAGGCCUAAAAGACGUUAUACUAUUGCUAUAGUUCAAGGCAUGGAGGAUGACGAUUUUACUGAAGAACCAAGCGAAUUUAUUCCUAUUCCAAUACUAUCUUCGAAUCCUCUAACGUUUGACAAGGAAGAGGGCCAAGAGGACAAACUUUUCGCUGUUCAUCUUACAAACUUGACGACGAACAUGCGCAUAUGGAAUGCAUUGCAUCCGGAAUUGUCUGGGGAAAAUAUGAAGAUCUUUAAUUCAUUGCUGAGAAUCAAUCCAGCUGAAGAAGUAAAUUGUACGCUUUGUUUUGAUGAGCAAACUAGGAAUAUUCAUGAAUCAAGAUUAAGGGAAGUCAUUGGCACUUUUGGAAUGGAUGAUUCACAAGAAGCUGCUAUUUUAAGUUGCAUUAUUACAAAAGAAUGUCAUCAUCGAAAUAACGUAGAGCUUAUAUGGGGUCCCCCGGGAACAGGAAAAACAAAAACAGUUGCAUCACUAUUAUUUGCCUUGUUAAAAAUGAAAUGCAGAACAUUGACUUGUGCUCCAACUAAUAUUGCUGUCUUAGGAGUUACAAGAAAAUUCCUUAGUUUGCUGAGUGGUACAUUGUUAUAUGACACGUAUGGACUGGGAGAUGUAGUUUUAUUUGGUAACGAGAAACGAAUGAAUGCUGAUGACAAUGAAGAUCUUUAUGAUGUAUUUCUAGAUUACCGUAUUUCUGUACUUCUUAAGUGUUUUGCACCUUUGACUGGGUGGAGAGGUCGUAUAAAAUCAAUGACAGACUUGCUUGAAGAUCCUGAAGAACUGUAUCAACAAUACUUGUCAAGAGAAAUUAAAGAGCAGGAAAAAGCUGAUGGUGAUGAUUGUGAUACUGUGAAUAAGAAUGAAAAGGAACGGUUUAGUAGAGGGAAACCAAGUGGUAGUCAAGAGAUGGAGACGGAGACGGAGACAGAGACAGACACAGAGAUGGACAAUGGAAACUUCAAAGAAAUAUUAAGGAAGAAAUAUAUGAAGAAAAUUGUCCAUACCUUGCGAAUGAACAAGAAGAGAAAAUUGAAGCAACGAGAGCCUUUCCGAAAAAGAAGUCAAUUGAAGUGUGAUCGAAGAAAAAAUAAGAAUGAGAAAAACAGAGAGAAAGCAAGCAAAAAAGGUGAUAUUCCAUGGACAUUUGAGGAAUAUAUGAAAAAGAAAUUUAAUUCAGUAGGUAGACAGCUAAUUCUUCAUACGACAAGCUUGUACACUCAUUUGCCUAGUUCUUUUCUUAAUCUGGAAGUGGUAAAGAACAUGGUUAGAGCUCUUGACAUGAUCAAAGCUAUGAGAACUUUGAUCCAUAAUGUUUAUGUUGCAAAUGAAGAUUUACGGGGAGUCCUAAAAGGAACAGGAGAAACAGGAAAACACUUCAACCCCUUAUGUAAGAUCAGAUUAGAGUGCCUUGAAGUACUGAAAUUCCUUAGGGACAAAUUCUCUCUCCCUCAAUUCAUUGACAAAAAAGAAGUUACCGAAAUAGAUAUUAGAAAUUUGUGUCUUCAACAUGCUUGCUUGAUAUUUUGUACUGCUUCGAGUUCAGCGAAGAUGAAAUGCUUAGGAUCAUCACCACUGGAAUUAUUGAUCAUUGAUGAAGCUGCGCAGUUAAAAGAAUGUGAAUCUGCAAUUCCCUUACAACUCCCUGGUCUUCGCCACGCUAUACUUGUUGGAGAUGAGAAACAACUUCCAGCUAUGGUUCAAAGCAAGAUAUGUGAGAAAGCUGAUUUUGGGAGGAGUUUAUUUGAAAGGCUUGUGAUAUUAGGACACAGCAGACACCUUCUUGAUGUUCAGUAUAGAAUGCAUCCCUCAAUAAGCUUAUUCCCGAAUACGGAGUUCUAUGGCAAACAGAUUAGGGACGGUCCAAAUGUCAGGGAACAAGCCUAUGUAAGGCGCUUCCUUAAAGGAGACAUUUUUGGCUCUUACUCGUUCAUUGACGUGACCAGUGGGAAAGAGCAAUUUGAUGACAGGCAUAGUCUGAAAAAUAUGGUUGAGGUCUAUAUUAUUGCUGAGAUUGUAUCCAACCUUUAUAAAGAAUCCGUUACCUCGAAGCAUAAGGUCCGUGUCGGUUGCUUAUCACCAUACAAAGCACAAGUUUUUGCAAUUCAGCAGGUACUGGGAAAGAAAUAUAGUAAUGAUGCAGACAAAGAUUUUUCAGUAAAUGUUCGCUCUGUUGACGGUUUUCAAGGUGGUGAAGAAGACGUAAUAAUAUUCUCUACUGUUAGAUCCAACGGGAAGGGAUCAGUUGGUUUUCUUUCUAAUCGCCAAAGAGCAAAUGUGGCUCUGACUCGAGCAAGGUACUGUCUUUGGAUAUUGGGCAAUAGCGCAACGUUACUAAAUAGUGGCUCCAUUUGGGAAAAAAUAGUUCUAGAUUCCAUGAGUCGGGAUUCUUUCUUUGACGCUUUUGAUGACAAAAAUAUGGCUCAAGCAAUUACUAGUGCCUUGGUUAAGCACAACCAGUUUAGUUUGCUAUUUAACUCGAACUCCUUAGCCUUCAAAAAUGCAAGGUGGAAGGUUUGUUUCUGUGACGAAUUUUUGAAAUCCAUGUCUAAGAUUCAAGACAUAAAUGUCCGUAAAGAAGUCCUUUCUCUUCUUGAGAAGCUUUCAAGUGGCUGGUGUCAGCCGCUUAAACAUAACCUUGUCAGCAAACUUGACGGUGCUUCUUCUGAAUUUUUGGAAAUAUACGAUGUCAAUUCGUUAUUGAAAUUGAUUUGGACGAUAGAGAUUGUCCAUGAAGAUGCAAACAAGAUUCAAGCGAUCAAAAUUUUGGACAUUUUGCCACAUUUUAAGAUAUCUACAUUGGCCAAGAAACACAAUGCAGUCUUUGGGAACUUUACAGUUAAUUAUAUGAACCGUUGCUUGCACAAGCGCAUUGAAGGGGAAAUGAUACUUCCCAUGUCAUGGCCGGUGAAUACAAAUAUUAAAAAUGCUCGUUCUGUCAACGAUCCAACGGAUAAGUUAGUAACUCAACUGGCAGCAGUGAGUUUGCGAGAUAGACCAGGAACGUCAAGGAAAAGUUACAAGGAACGGCGUCAAGUCCGCAAAGGGUGGCAGAUGAUAGGGUGGGAUUGA